GCUUCACAACAACCUCCAAGUGUCCUCUUCCUCUCGCUAGAGCCGCUGGUCCUCCCCACGCCGAGCUACCUGCGCGCUCUUCCGCCCUGCCAUGCCAUGAAAAGAGCGCAAUCUCCCCUCGGACGGCAAUAAUGUCUAAUGCGACGAGCUACAAGCAGCAGAAGGAGGACUUUGUCUCCAACCUCUCCGGCGGCCCCGUGUCCGAAAUCAACCAUGUCACGGCCGUCGCGGCAGUAGCGGUGCUGCUGUGGUCCGUUCUGCAGUCGCGGCAGUCCUUCUUCAAGCCUUACUCUCCGAUAGGCUUCGUCGUCGACUUCGGCCUCAAUGUCGGCGCCUUCCUCCUCGCCACGACGCUCUACUCGAGCACUCCGCUACUCCUCAAUCUCCUUCUCGUCGCUCCGAUUGCUCUGGUAUACAUGCUUCCUCCGAAUACGGGCGCGAGGAAAAAGAAGCCCAAGGUCCCGCCAUCGGCCGAGUCCAAGGCCGGCUCUAAGCACCUCUCGGCUCUGCCGUUGAAACCAUUCCUCACGACGUAUCGUGGCUGCAUGAUGGUCGCGACCUGCGUAGCCAUCUUGGCGGUAGACUUUCGCCUCUUCCCGCGACGGUUUGCCAAGGUCGAGACGUGGGGCACGUCACUCAUGGACAUGGGGGUCGGGUCGUUUGUUUUUGCGAGCGGCGUCGUUGCAGCGCGUCCCGUGUUGAGCGAGCGGUUGUCGGGCCGUGCAACACCGCUGCACCGACGCCUCUUGUACUCUGCGCGUCACUCUGUUCCCCUACUGGUGCUUGGAGUCGUUAGGCUGCUGAGCGUCAAGGGGCUCGACUAUGCGGAGCACGUUACUGAGUACGGCGUGCACUGGAACUUCUUUUUCACACUCGGCUUCCUCCCACCCUUUGUGGCGGCGUGUCAGGCCGCGCUCAGAAUCGUCCCCUCAUACGCCGUCUUGUCCCUCUUGGUGGGCGGCAUCUAUCAGGUGCUCCUCGAGAACACCGACCUCAAGGCGUAUAUCCUCAUUGCUCCGCGGACAAACCUGAUAUCCAUGAACAGGGAGGGCAUCUUUAGCUUUCUUGGAUACCUGGCCAUCUUCUUGGCGGGACAGGACUUGGGCAUGUUCAUCAUUCCGCGGAACAUCAACCCCAGGAGCAAUGCCAGCGCGGGCAUGCAGCGCAACACUCUCCUCAUGACCAUGGCCGUGUGGGCAGGCAUCUGGACGGCGCUGUACUGGCUGUCAACGAGCUACUCGUACGGGCUUGGCCUGAGCGUGUCCCGCCGGUUGGCCAACCUGCCGUACGUGCUGUGGGUGGCUGCCUUCAACUCUGUGCAGAUACUGGCAUUUUGCUGCAUUGACACCGUCUUCUUCCCCGCAGUCUACAACGCGGCGGACCCCAAGACGGAGAAGGAGGCCUACGAAGCGGCAACGAGCCGCGUGCUGCGCGCCUUCAACCGCAACGGCCUGGCGGUGUUCCUGCUUGCCAACCUGCUGACUGGUCUGGUGAACAUGACGUUUCGCACGCUCGAGGCGACGCCCAUCAUGACCAUGGCCAUACUACUUGGGUACACAGCGACGGUAACGGGUGUCGCCGUCGCGCUGGACGCGUACAACAUCUCGAUCAAAUUGUAGCUGAGAAGCGUCACCAAAGGUUGAACGCGCCUCGCGGGACGCGACACGGCGGACGCGACACAGUCCUGAGUCAGUCAGGUUGCUUUGACAUGCUCUCUUCUCAUGCCAUGACGAACAUGGUAUUGAGCCCGAAAUGCCGGCGAGCAAGGCAUUAUAGGAGGGAGCACUUAUAGCGAGAACAGCCCCACGUGUUUAAUGCUUGGCAAUGGUAUGUUUUGCAGGCGUAAUGCCUGGUGGGUGUUCGCAUGAGACUGGAUGAUGUCAAUCUCCAUUAAAAGAAACAAGACGUGGACUCGCGCUUUGUACUACGUACUAGCUGAACCACGCCGCCGCCGUCUGGAGAACAAUCCAAAGCCUUGAAACGCGAUCUGACUCGUAUCGAACGCUGGCGUCUGGUCAGGCCCUCCGCAGCCGCUAAGCAGGGCCAUGAGCAAACGCAAGCAGGCCCAGCACAAUGGCCCCCCCUGGUCAGAUCUGAGCACGAUCGUCAGCCUUGCGCCCGGGAUAACAUCAGGAAGGGCUAGAAAAUAAACAAAUAAAAAAAAAGGAUGGGACGGUCCAAGCCAAGGCGUGGGACGGCGCUCAUUUCCGGACGUCAAUGCCUCGGGAAGAGGGGGGGGGGGGGUUGCCCUUGUCUGCGCCACCUCCUCUGACCGCUUCGGUGUGCGCGACGGGCUCACGAUGGCCCGCUGCUUGGCGGAGGAGCGUCUGUAGCGUGGUGUCGCGGCUCACGGCCAGAGUAUUUCCAAUACGAGGAACCCGUUUGCGCUACAGCCUACGGCUGCCGGGCCCAUGUGCAGACGUGGUUGUGCGCCGCGCGGGCGUGUGUGUGUGUGUGCAUGUAGUUAUUGGCAUAUAUACAUGCACAUACAUGCGCGCGGUGGGUUGGGCUGACGUGCGAGGUUCAUGCACGCACGCCGUCGGGGCGGUGGAAAUUGGGGUACGAUGGAGUGCUUUCCGUACGUCUUUGUACGUAACCUUGUGGCCAUGAUCAAUCGGCGGAGAGAGGGGGGGUCUCACAUGCCUCGAGCACAUGUCUCGGAAUGGAGGACGGUGCUGCGCUGCGCUGCUUGUGACGGAGCCGCCGCCGGCAGCACCACCAUGACCACGACGGGCACCACCACCACCGCCACCAGGAAAGCGGACGCGAGAUUGCAGGCCAGAAUGAACUUGCAUGUGCGAACGACAGGCAGACAGACAAGCUACAUACAACCGCC
Molecule: messenger RNA, 2836 nt
Organism: Purpureocillium takamizusanense
Lineage: Eukaryota; Fungi; Ascomycota; Sordariomycetes; Hypocreales; Ophiocordycipitaceae
Gene: GWT1
Product: Glucosaminyl phosphatidylinositol (GlcN-PI) nositol acylation protein
Exons: 2
Coding region: 132-1619 (495 amino acids)
Biological process (GO): protein localization to plasma membrane; GPI anchor biosynthetic process
Cellular component (GO): endoplasmic reticulum; membrane
Molecular function (GO): glucosaminyl-phosphatidylinositol O-acyltransferase activity
Source: RefSeq, a predicted model, not a curated record